AUGCAGGUGGUUUGUCUCUCUCGAUCUGUGGUCGAACCCACAUGUGACUAUGUUCGCAACCUUACCGCCGCUUCGGAUACAGGCGUUGGCGGUCGUCGGCAACGUACGAACCACCUUAGUGCCUUUUGCCUCGAUCCUGUGGCAAGUGCGGUCAACGAAACAACCAGCAACUUUCGAUGGAUUGUCCCUGCUCGCGGUGAGAUUCGACUUCGACUUCGAUUCCAAGCCGACCGGGUUGGGCAAUUUGAUCAAGUGUUCCACUUCGAAGUGUUGGGUACCAGACGUGUGUAUGAGUUGUAUUGCAGAGGAAUAUGUGCUGUCCCAUCAAUAAGCCGUGAACCAAGACUCAUUUAUCAGAACAGAAAAAGGAGCAUAAAACCGAAUGAGAUAGUGCACAAGACCUACAUCAAAGAUACAGGAAUAUUUGAAUUUGGACCUCUGCUGAUUGAGAAAACCAGAGAGAAAGUACUUGCUGACUGCUAUCCGGAGAACAAAACAAUCUUCAACUUAACCAACACCACGGCCAUGGACGCGGAUAUGUCACUCGGUCUGUUGUAUGAUAGCAAUGAAGAUACGUUUGGACUCAGUCCGAAAACACUGUAUCUACCAUCCGGACAAUCUAAGCCAGUGACAAUUUGGGCCCACCCCCGAACUGCCAAACGACAGAUGGACGCCUUGGUUUGUUGUGUGCGAAACAAUCCGGAACCGAUUGUGAUGCAAAUCGCUUGCGAUGGUGUUCUACCUGAAGUUGUACUGGACAAACGGGUGUUCAACUUCGAGAAAGUGCUCUUGCAACGGAAGGAAGUCCGCUCAAUAGCUCUUCGAAAUCCAACGCUGCUUCCGUUGCUGUGGCGAUUAUCUGGCGUUGAGACACUGGGCGAGGAGUUUUCUGUCCCACAGGAUGCAGGCGUCGUGGAGCCCAAAUCGGAGUUCGUGUUAUACCUUUACUUCAGGGCAAUGAAACCGUACAAAACCGGACCAAAGAGAAGCCUUCGUUUGGAAGUGUAUGACAUCGAGAAUCUGGCCGGUGUGAUCCAAGUAGAAACUAUUCAAGUAAUCGCAGAAGCUUACGAUGUGGCUCUGGAUAUCAGUUUUCCAAAAGCAUGCGACGGUGUUUUGGACUUUGGUCGCGUGAAGGUCGGGGAAGAGGUGAAACAGCCUCUGGUGCUGAAAAACAGAGGCCCCUACGAAAUCGCCGUCAACUUUGUGUUAAAAACCCCCAAAGGGUCCAAAGUAAGACCGGAUACCGUGUUUACGAUAACGCCGCAGCGAAUGAAUCUACCGCCGUCCGAAAAGCCAACUUCAGUCAUGGUAAGCUGA
Molecule: messenger RNA, 1320 nt
Organism: Dicrocoelium dendriticum
Lineage: Eukaryota; Metazoa; Platyhelminthes; Trematoda; Plagiorchiida; Dicrocoeliidae
Source: the annotation of a GenBank genome assembly